This is a messenger RNA of Cavenderia fasciculata, 660 nucleotides long. RefSeq names its product Pol protein. Lineage: Eukaryota; Evosea; Eumycetozoa; Acytosteliales; Cavenderiaceae. The transcript has 2 exons. The coding region runs from base 1 to 660 and encodes 219 amino acids. The record is from RefSeq and is a predicted model, not a curated record.
AUGGACGUCAGACAAGUUGCGCAAAAGGCAUGGACGAUGAAUCGUUUCCUUGCCGACCCUUCCAACAACCCCAUCUCGUACCGCAGGGUGUGGACCAACCAUAUACUCGGCGAGUACCUACGCCCAGGCACCCUCACCAACAGCUCCACAUACUUCCAAACAUGUUGGGAAGCAUGGUUACAGCUGUAUCGUGCCACGUACGACAAACCAUUCACCGAGUUUGGUCCCUAUCUUCCAAAGCACAUCCCUGCCAAGGAGGGACCCGACCAGCCAAAUACACCAAUCGAAUUAAAGCAAAUCUACUCUGCUCUCCAAGCAACCAGACUACCAAAGGUCAACCAAAAGACCGUCGGUCAAAGAGAGAUCGAGGCUCUCUUUGGUACCAACAUCGAGCAAAUAUUUGCCGUCGUGGCAAGCGUCAAAUGCACGACAGCAAGAGACACCCUCUUUCGUUUCUUUGCCAGAAUAAUGAAACGUACCCCAGCUGACACCAAUACAAUAUGCUACGCAUGCCACACUGUAUUCGAUGGGGAUACACACACAUCUCCAAUCAUACACCAUUUAGAGAAAGAGAUAGAAACAGAGAACUAUGGAAACUCAGUUCCCAUUGCUGGUCAAACAAAGACUUCAAUCAAUAAAACUUCGCAAUCGAAAGAGUAG